UGCAUGAAUCUAUUAACGAAGUAAAUCUACGACAAUUCAUGCCACAAUAUAGAACAAUCAAAUCAAACUAAUGUCAUUUGAGGCGUCAAUGAAAACAGUGCAUUCAACAUUGCUAUUGUCUUUUCACCAGUCGCUGGACUGAUUAGCAUAUCUGAUAUCUGACUGGCUUUUUUUGUAAGAAGAAUACGAUUAUAUUGCGUCGUAGAUAUUAAACAAAUGAGUUCUGGAUAUAGGUAAUACUUAUUACAGCUACACACGCCAUCUGGUCUACAAGAAUAAUACGUUUUUAUUUCCAGUGUUUACAUUCCUACCUCGUGUAGGCAACAAAAUAUUCGGACAUUGGAAUUCGUAUAACGUCUUCAAGAUCAGGGCGAUUCAAUCUAACGCUUUGUCAGUCAAAAUAGGCCUAGCCCAGCACAAUAAGCGAUCAGUAGACUCGAGAACCUCUUGUGAUGAGUCCUACCGUAGCUGUUGGUAUUGAUCUCGGCACAACGUAUUCCUGUGUUGCUGUAUUACAAAACGGCAGAGUAGAAGUCAUCCCAAAUGAACUUGGUUACAGAGUAACACCGAGCUAUGUUGCCUUUACUGACACUGAACGCCUAGUUGGAAAUGCAGCGAAGAAUCAGGCUGCAAUGAACCCCAAAAAUACCAUUUUUGACGUUAAAAGAAUUAUUGGUCGAAAAUUUAUGGAUGAGACAGUCCAAAAAGACAUUCGCUUUUGGCCAUUUAAAGUUCAGAAUGUUAAUAACCAUAUUAAAAUAAAAGUGGAAUACAAAGGUCGCACUAAAUCAUUUACCCCUGAAGAAAUCAGCUCCAUGGUCCUAAUGAAAAUGAAGGAAACAGCUGAGACAUAUUUAAAUCAAAAAGUUAAAGAUGUUGUUAUAACAGUUCCAGCUUAUUUUAAUGAGUUGCAGAAACAAGCGACUAAAGAUGCAGGAACAAUAGCUGGUCUUAACGUAUUAAGAAUUAUAAAUGAACCAACUGCUGCAGCAUUGGCUUAUGGUCUGGACAAAGGAACUCAAAUAAAGAAAAAUAUUUUGGUCUUUGACUUUGGAGGCGGUACAUUGGACGUAUCAAUUGUAGCUAUUUCUGAAGGAUCAGAAUAUGAAGUCAAAGCGACCGCUGGUGACACACAUUUAGGAGGGGCAGAUUUGGAUAACAAAAUAGCUGCUCACUUUGUAGGGGAAUUCAAAAGAGAGUAUUCAGAAGAUAUAAGUGAAAGUCCUAGAGCUCUAAGACGAAUGUUGACAGCUUGCGAGCAAGCCAAGAUUAUACUUUCCUGCAGGAAUGAGACCUGCAUAAAUGUUGAAGCCUUAUUCGAAGGUAUUGAUUUCUCUACUAAAUUUACAAGAGCUAGAUUUGAAGUAGUGUGCGCAGACCUACUAUCCUCCAUACUUAACCCAGUUGAACGGGCUCUAGCCGAUGCGAAAUUGGAUAAAAGUGAAAUCGAUGAAGUAGUUCUUGCUGGAGGUUCUACUCGUAUACCUAAAGUACAAAAUCUGCUAAGUGAGUUUUUCGAUGGAAAACAGUUAAAUAAGUCCAUCAACCCGGAUGAAGCAAUAGCUUAUGGAGCUGCUCUACAGGCUGCAAAGUUAACAGGAAACAUGGACAAUUUGGUGAAAGAUAUCAUUUUGAAAGACAUUACACCUCUUUCCUUAGGUAUUGAGGUUCAGGGGAAAUUAAUGUCUGAAAUUGUUAAAAGAGGCACUACCAUACCAACCAAAUUAACAAAAACAUUUACUACAGUUGAAGACUAUCAAACAAGUAUGGUUGUUAAAGUUUAUGAGGGAGAACGUCCUAUGAUCAAAGACAAUAUUCUUUUAGGAUCCUACAGGUUUACCGGAAUUCUGCCAGCUCUUCGAGGUGUUGCUGAGUUGAAUAUAACUUUUGAUAUAAACGACGAUGGAAUCUUGAAUGUCAUUAUGGAAGACCCAAGUACUCGUCAGUCUAAUAAAUUAUUAAUAAAAGAUGAAAUUAGUCGACUUAGCAAGGAAGAAAUCGAAAGAAUGCUGGCAGAAGCAGAGCUAUUCAAAGAGGAAGAUGAGAAAAAUAAAAAACUGGCUGAAAUCAGAAAUAAAUUGGAACAUUUUACUUAUGAUGUUAAGCGAGCCGUUGGCGCAGCCGGCGAUAAACUGUCAGAAUUAGACCAGAAAAGCGUUUUAGAAGCUUGCGACAAUGCUAUUUUAUGGUUAGAACGCAAUACGCUUGCAGACAUUGAAGAAAUUCAAUUUGAAUUAUCAGAACUUCAAAUAAUCAGCUCUUCGAAAAUGGCUAAUUUGUACAAUCAAGGACAAUAUGAAUAGGACAAUAUGAAUAGACACUUAUAAAAUUUAAAAAUAUUAAUUAAAAAUUAAAUGUUUUAUUUUCUAAAAAUGGCCACUUUUUACUGCAUAAUAACAGACAUGGAAGCAAUGUGAUCUUUUCUAAAAAUAUUUUAAAUAAAUAUAGAUCUGUAAGAAAUCAUUCUCUUUUACUUGUCAAUACAUUUGAAAAUGAUGAUGUCAUAAUGCUUGUACUUGUACUUGUCUUUGGAUUAGAGGAAAGUUCGAAAAAAUUGAUCAAAUCAUUCACUUUUGUCCAUUGUCUUUUCUAUUGGUUAAAAUCUCUUUCUACUAUCGUAUCGACUGUAUUGUAUCUAAAAUAUCUAUAUUUCUUAAUAGUGAAUGCUGAUGAAUAUCUAAUGAUGUUGAAGGAUUUUAAAAGGACAGCUUUCUGACAGGAUUAAAUGUUCAGGGAUUCGCUGAUUUUUCAAGGCAGUUUUCCACACUCUCUUGACUAUUAUUGAAGUACAUUAUUGUUUAUUUUUUUAAUGACAUAACUACCAAAUAAAGUAGAUUUUUAAAAGGCAUGGUUGCUUGGCUUCCGAACCAGGGGUCCGAGCUUCGAAUCCUGGAGAGGACACGUAUUUUUAAUUUCGAGAUCCUUAGGACGCCUCUAAGUCCACUCAGCUCUUGUGGGUACCUGACAGUAGUUAGGGAAAGGUAAGGGACUUGGUUAUUAUGCUGGCCACAUGACACCCUCGUUAACCGUUUUCAACGGAAACUAAUAAUCUGUGCCAUAGAUUGCAAGGUCUUUUUUGUUGUUGUUGUUGUUGUUGUUUACGUUAUGAUGUUAUUGAUAUAUAAAACUAAUUUAUCAAUAUUUUCAUAUUAUUGUUUUAAAAAAAAAUCUACUUUUGCUUCUAAUAAAGAUUUUAGAAAAUAAA
This is a messenger RNA of Biomphalaria glabrata, 3205 nucleotides long. RefSeq names its product heat shock 70 kDa protein-like. The transcript has 3 exons. Bases 453 to 2303 code for a protein of 616 amino acids. Gene Ontology annotation, biological process: protein refolding; cellular response to unfolded protein. Gene Ontology annotation, molecular function: ATP-dependent protein folding chaperone; misfolded protein binding; heat shock protein binding. Lineage: Eukaryota; Metazoa; Mollusca; Gastropoda; Planorbidae. The record is from RefSeq and is a predicted model, not a curated record. Gene Ontology annotation, cellular component: cytoplasm.